CCGCGCCCCACUGCGCGCAGAGCUCCGCCUGGACCCGCGAACUUGGCCAUUCAGCCAACGCGGUGCCGGCUGAGCGCCCUCGCGCCUCCGCCUGAGAAGCCAGGCGCUGCUGCUUCCCCAGCCCGGAGAGGAUGGCGAAGGUGGCCAAGGACCUCAACCCGGGAGUCCACAAGAUGUCCCUGGGCCAGCAGCAGUCAGCGCGAGGCGUGUCUUGUUUGCGAUGCAAGGGGGCGUGUUCAGGCUUCGAGCCACAUCCGUGGAGGAAAAUAUGCAAGUCCUGCAAAUGCAGCCAAGAGGACCACUGCCUGAGCUCCGACCUGGAAGACGACCGGAAGAUCGGCCGCUUGCUGAUGGACUCCAAGUACUCCACCCUCACGGCCCGCAUCAAAGGCGGGGACGGCAUCCGGAUUUACAAGAGGAACCGGAUGAUCAUGACCAACCCCAUUGCCACCGGAAAAGAUCCCACCUUUGACACCAUCACCUACGAGUGGGCUCCCCCCGGAGUCACCCAGAAACUGGGCCUGCAGUACAUGGAGCUCAUCCCGAAGGAGAAGCAGCCGGUGACGGGCACGGAGGGCGCCUACUACCGCCGCCGCCAGCUCAUGCACCAGCUCCCCAUCUACGACCAGGACCCCUCUCGCUGCCGCGGACUUUCGGAGAACGAGCUGAAAGUCAUGGAGGAAUUUGUCAAGCAGUAUAAGAGCGAGGCCCUCGGCGUGGGAGAGGUGGCACUCCCCGGGCAGGGCGGCUUGCCCAAGGAGGAGGGCAAGCAGCAGGAGAAGCCGGAGGGCACAGAGCCCUCCGCCCCAACCACCAACGGCAGCAUCAGUGACCCGACCAAAGAAUACGUCUGUGAGCUCUGCAAGGGCGUGGCACCUGCCGACAGCCCCGUGGUCUACUCGGACAGGGCCGGCUACGACAAGCAGUGGCAUCCCGCCUGCUUCGUGUGCGCCAAGUGCUCCGAGCCGCUGGUGGACCUCAUCUACUUUUGGAAAAACGGGGCACCCUGGUGCGGCCGCCACUACUGCGAGAGCGUGCGGCCCCGCUGCUCCGGCUGCGAUGAGAUAAUAUUCUCCGAGGACUACCAGCGCGUGGAGGACCUGGCCUGGCACCGCAAGCACUUCGUCUGCGAGGGCUGCGAGCAGCAGCUGAGCGGCCGGGCGUACAUCGUCACCAAGGGCCAGCUCCUGUGCCCCACGUGCAGCAAGUCCCGGCGCUCCUGAGGGGCUGCCCGUCCGCGGCCGGGACCCGCCGGCGCCCACGGAGAAGGAAAGCCGGGUGUGGGGAGGCCCUCCUACGGCCUGAUGUGACAGCCAGCCGGCAACAAAACCCGCGACGUUGUUUUCUGAGAGAAUAUAUACGCGCAUAUAUUCCAGGUUGGGUGGAGGUGGGUCCUUGAGGGUCGAUAGUUUUCAAAGCCAGAAAUGACCUGAGAAGUCUUAGGACGGAGUUUUCCUUUGUCUUGGUGGCUGUUGUGUCCCAGCUACCCACUAGAGACUCAGCUGGCAUCCCGCACGGGGCCUCCGGGAGGAGUUUCCCAGAAUGCAGUGCUGAGUGAUGGAACCGCGUAGCUGUAGAGUGCGCGUGCUUUUUCGUGACCCCGGGAGCAGGCUGGGAUCCCAACGAUCGAUCGAUCGUUUGUUGCCUCCUCCCCAAUGGAAUCUGAAUUUUAAAUAAAAACCGUUUCGGCAUGAUAAACACAGCAAUAAACAUUGUAUGCAGUCC
Pipistrellus kuhlii (Kuhl's pipistrelle) is the source of this 1725-nucleotide messenger RNA. It is a transcript of the gene LMCD1, whose product is annotated as LIM and cysteine rich domains 1. The record is from RefSeq and is a predicted model, not a curated record. NCBI's taxonomy places the organism in Eukaryota, Metazoa, Chordata, Mammalia, Chiroptera, Vespertilionidae. Bases 132 to 1223 code for a protein of 363 amino acids. The transcript is spliced from 6 exons. Gene Ontology annotation, molecular function: zinc ion binding.